CUGAGAUUUAGCUCCAUUUCCUUAGAAGAACCAUAGACGAGGAUGGUGGUCUCUCAAGAGUCAAGACCCACUGCAAGGAAUCCAAUCCCAGAAAACUUGAGCGGGUCUGGAAGCAGCACAGAGUAAAGCUCUGCAAUAUGCCUCAGAAUAAGCUGCUGGGGUUUCAGCUGAGAGCUGGCUUUCCCAGUAUUCCACUGCCAGAUUCAAGCCAAAGCCAGCAGAUGUGGUAAUCAAUGACCCACUGGGCCUUCCAGUUGAUCAUGGUGGGGGAGGUCCUCAUGAUUUUUCUACUGAUCAGACUCUGAAUCAUGAUCAACUGGCUGCUUCAUUGUAUCGGCUGAGCUUAUCCAAUAAUGGCAGUUCAGUGCCGACAUCCUAUCAGAGUAACAACUUCAUGCCUAGUUCUACAAUUGUAGGCGAUGGUGGGUUAAGUACUCUAGAGCAGGAGUAUUAUUCGGAGAGGUUAAACCAAUAUGCUUUCUUGAUGGCCGAGCAAUACAUGAGGCAGUCUAAUCUCAAUACUGCUAACAGUGGAAUACUCAAUCCCCAUAGUUGGAAUCGGAAUAACAGCAAUAGUAGUAGGACCAGUAGUCAAUCGAUUUUUGGGGAUCAAUUGGGUCGUGAGAUUAAUCAAAUUAGGUCUAGUUCUUCUCAGCGGAAUGGAGUUAACAGGGGGUCAAGAUUUGCUACUGGAUCAAGGUUUGCUAAUGGGGUGGGGAGACAACGUUUCGGGCAAGAGGAGAGGGGCCAAGGCCUGAACUUGAUGUCCACCAAAAAUCAAAGGCCCGGCAAUGGGUCAACUCGGCAGCAUAUACCAAGUUAUUACUCUGUCCCUUUGGAAGAGUUGAGGGGAAAAAUUGCUUUUGUGGCCAAAGAUCACGUUGGAUGUAGGUUUUUGCGAAAGAAGAUUGAGGAGGGUAAGACGGAAGAGAUUGACAUGAUUUUUAAUGAAGUUAUGAAUGAGGGCCAUGACCAUUUGCACGAGCUAAUGGUAGAUCAAUUUGGGACUGACUUUAUUCAGAAACUUGUGGAGGGGACUAAUAGGGAAGGACGGGCCAAAAUGCUUGAUGCGGUCAUGAGUGAUGAGAGAAAACUUAAGGAUCUGUGCAAUGAUCAUCAUGGUAGCCGAGCCUUGCAGAAGUUGCUGGAGAGGAUUGAAACCCGAGAGCAACAGUCCUCAUUUACGCGGAUUCUGAAGCGGAUCACAGUUCCUCUAUGCAAAACUCAGCCCGGUCAUUAUGUGAUUCAAGUUUGCCUGAAGAAUUUCUCUCCUGACUGCCUCAAGUCUGUUCUGGAAUUAGUGCUAGAUAACUGCAUUGCACUAGCAAAAGACAGAUUUGGGUGUUGCUUAGUGCAAAACAUUGUGGAAUAUGGAUAUACUGAAGCCAAGGAGCGUGUUGUGGCUGAUAUAACUGAGCAUGCACGAGUCCUCUGCGAAGAUCCUUUCGGGAACUAUGUUGUACAGUUCCUAAUUGGACUAAAAGUACCCCGUGUAACAGCUGACAUAUUAGGCCAGCUUCAGGGUUAUUUUGUUAAUCUGUCGAUGAACAAGCACGGAAGUCCUGUCGUGGAGAAAAGCAUGAAAGAGGCUGGAGAAGAAAAUGCCAACAUGAUUAUUCACGAGUUGAUGAACAGUUCUGAGUUUUUGAAUGUUCUUCAAAAUCCUUACGGGAAUUAUGUUGCUCAGUCUGCUCUUGCAGUAUCCAAGGGAUCUGUCCAUAAUGAUCUUGUAAACAUAAUUCGGAGCAAUUACCCUCAUCUGCACAGCCAUCUAUAUGGGAAAAGGGUGCUUGACAAAACCCGAAACAGGCAUCGUGCAUAAACAAACAAAGCGGCAUGUAAACUAUAUAUAAAUGUAGUUCAAAAUCAGCUGCAAGAAGGUCUAACAGCUCUUAGCUUCUAGAUCGUUUUGGGCAUUUGUUAUAUGUCACCAGUAAAUGUAGUUCAAAAUCAGCUGCAAGAAGGUCUAACAGCUCUUAGCUUCUAGAUCGUUUUGGGCAUCUGUUAUAUGUCACCAGUAGUUGCUCUGUAUUUCUGACUAGACCUUAACUGUUGUUUCUUCCAGGCAAGAAUAUAUUUGUACCUCCUUGUGGUUGCUAGGUACGAUAUAUUAGGGUCUCUUAAAACUUGUUGUUUCAGCUUUUAGGCUUGUGUUGUUUCUUCUGGUAUGGAAGUUAGCGUGCAGGAAAUGGAUUCUGCUCUAUAGUAGAGUAAAGUGGGCUUCCAGUGUUCUGUAGUAAGUCUCUCGGAUUUGAUUAAUAAUAGUCCAUGUUGUUGUUUUA
Argentina anserina (silverweed cinquefoil) is the source of this 2282-nucleotide messenger RNA. Its product is annotated as pumilio homolog 12-like. Bases 395 to 1822 code for a protein of 475 amino acids. Gene Ontology annotation, biological process: post-transcriptional regulation of gene expression. Lineage: Eukaryota; Viridiplantae; Streptophyta; Magnoliopsida; Rosales; Rosaceae. Gene Ontology annotation, cellular component: cytoplasm. Gene Ontology annotation, molecular function: mRNA binding. The transcript is spliced from 6 exons. The record is from RefSeq and is a predicted model, not a curated record.